AGCAGUUCUCGUCAGUGUAAUAAGACCCCUAGAUUCCUGACAGAAACCCAGACAUAUGAGAACACAAAUAAAUACACUUUGCUCCUUGUGCCUAUAUUUUUGAGCUUGAAUGUGCAACUAUUGACAUUUUAGUGGAUUCGAUUAUAUAGGGUAAUUAUUUACAUUUCCUCAUGGACUUAAACACCAAGAAUCCUUUUUUACUGUUGAAGAAUUUAAAAUUUUGAAGGAGAAGAAAAUCCCGGACAUCAUCAUUAUCAGCAUUCAAAGGAAAGGUGAAGAUCCUUUUUCAUCUGACAAACACCUCUAAUAGAUCUACAGCAGUCCAGUUGCAGGAACUAUGGCUGCAGCUAAAACAGAGAUGCUCCUGUCUGCCCUACAGAUCUCAGAUCCUCUGGGUUUCCCUCACUCCCCCAUGGACAGCUACCCUAAAUUAGAGGAGAUGUUAUUCCUGCACUCAGCAGGAACACCCCUCCUUACCAGCACCACACCAGAAGGUGCAGCCUGUGGAAACGGGGAGUCCACUGAACAGUGUAACCACCUGACUAAUGAUACAUUACCAGACAUCUCCCUAACCUGUGAUAAACCUCUGUCUGAUCAGAACUACUCAGCCCCGAGAUUGCCUUCCAUUUCCUACACUGGUAGAUUCAGCUUCGAACCAACAACCACCUGCAGCAACAGCCUGUGGGCUGAGCCAUUCUUCAACUUGGUUAGUGGGUUGAUGGGUAUGACAACAUGUUCCAGCAACUCAAACCCCUCUACAUCUGCCGCACCAGUCAGCUCCUCCUCACAGUCAAACUUUAGUUGCUCUGUACAGAACAGCAAUGCCAACCCAAUCUAUUCUGCAGCUCCAACCUUCACAAACACCAACCAAGAUGUGAUGCUGGAGUCAAGUCAGGCUUUGCCCAAUUCUCUGAACAGCUCUGUCCAAUACCCUGCUCCCGCUUAUUCCAACAGCAAGACCUGCACUUCGAACUUCUCCUUGCCUAUGAUCCCGGACUAUCUCUUCCCACAGCCACAAGGGGAGACCAACCUGAUAAAUGCUGACCAAAAACCUGUCCAGCCUCAGCCUGUCCAGCAUCAGCUCUCCCUCACACCUUUGUCUACAAUCAAAGCAUUUGCCACUCAGACUGGAUGUCAGGAUUCGAAGAGUUCCUGUCAAUCUCAAUUGGUCAAGCCCAGCCGCACACAGAAAUACCCCAGUCGUCCCUGCAAGACUCCACCACAUGAGCGCCCUUACGCGUGUCCUGUUGAGACCUGCGACCGCCGCUUUUCCCGUUCAGACGAACUGACCCGUCAUAUCCGCAUCCACACCGGCCAGAAGCCCUUCCAGUGCCGUAUAUGCAUGCGCAAUUUUAGCCGGAGCGAUCAUCUCACAACCCACAUCCGCACCCACACCGGCGAAAAGCCCUUCGCCUGUGAUGUCUGUGGACGCAAAUUCGCCCGAAGUGAUGAACGUAAGCGGCACACUAAAAUACACCUACGGCAGAGGGACAAGAAAGCAGAGAAGAGCAUGGCAUCUGUGUCCAUUCCGUCCGCCUUGUCAGACUUCUCCACCCCAACUACAGUGUUUCCAUCCUCUGCUUCCAGUUUCCCCUCUCCAGUGCCGUCCUGUGAUUCUCCUGUGCACAAUUCCGGUCCAUCACUCUCUGAUGUUUCCACAUCCUCCACGAUCUGCAACACAUUCCAGGCCCAGGUUGCCACCACAUUUCCAUCCAACACAAAUCUCUACAUCUCUCCUGUGGGCACUCCACAGUCAGAACUCCAGUCAUCCCUUUCACCAAAAAACAUUGAGAUGUGCUAAGGAAGUUCAUCUUGCUGUGAUCUAGUUAUGUGGUACCUUAUUUAGAGAUGUGCUAUUAAGUGGUUCGGCAUGACAAAGACUGAAAAUAGUUUGAAGAACUUUGUACAUAUCAACAGAUGGUACUAUCUUCCCCUGUCCAACAAAUGGCUUGUGUUGUGUGGACAUUGUUUAAAAAAAUUAUUGGUGCCUUUCAUGAAGGUCAAAAAUGGACUGAAUUCAUUUUUGAAUGUAUUGCAUAUAACGUAGCCUUUUACUGUACAGUGUAUGUUCACAGAAUGACAGAGUUUUUAAGCUUCAUUUCCAGAAAUAUACACAGAUCAAAGAUCACAUACCCAAUCAGAAAGUAUGUGUUUUGCUAUUUUACAUACAAAUAAAUGCAAAUGUCAGGAAUAAAACUGGUGUACUUACCUACUAAGUAGGCAUGAGAUCUUUUAUAUGUUCUUUAUAUGCAGUUCAUCAGUUUGUCGUCCUUCAUAUUUUUUUAUGUGUUCAGAAAAUUCUUUUAUGUUCAUUUGUUUGAAUGAGCUUGACAUUUCAUGCACAUCGUCUUUCAAGGAUUGAAAUAAAAUAUGCAUUUGUUACAGUGAAA
This is a messenger RNA of Chanos chanos (milkfish), 2390 nucleotides long. Its product is annotated as early growth response protein 1. The transcript has 2 exons. Bases 338 to 1801 code for a protein of 487 amino acids. Gene Ontology annotation, biological process: regulation of transcription by RNA polymerase II. Gene Ontology annotation, molecular function: RNA polymerase II cis-regulatory region sequence-specific DNA binding; DNA-binding transcription factor activity, RNA polymerase II-specific. NCBI's taxonomy places the organism in Eukaryota, Metazoa, Chordata, Actinopteri, Gonorynchiformes, Chanidae. The record is from RefSeq and is a predicted model, not a curated record.